CUCUGGCUUUCUCUUAUCUGCGGAUACUUGCCGACUAAUAUCGAUACCAAAGUCACCUCGACUUCACCCUUCCUUCAACAUCGCCCAUCCAUUAUAUACUGGAUGAAGCAAUAAACUUCUCCUCAUCAACCCUUGAUCGCUCUUAAGACGUCUUCAACUUCGUCUCUUGCGACUUUCUAUUCUGUCUGCUACGACAAUUCAACAAGCCGCACGUGCCAGCAUCCAUCCCCGCGCUCCCGUCCAGGUUGUUUGAAGCUAGGGUAUCUACAACUACACUCUCGACAUUCUGUUCUGCGCAAUCGGAACACAUCACCGCCUCAUCAGCCCACCGCCACAGAUAUGGCUACCGACUUCGUGAUGCCUCAGUUCCCCAACAACCAGCAACAAUCUCAUUUCCAGCAAACAUAUCGUGGUUUUCAUAAUAACCCAAGUAUGAAUCGCCAACAGCCGCCGCCUCAGCAAGUGAGCACGGGUGCUCCUUAUCAACCAUCCGCCCAGUACAACGGCAAUGGCAAUGGCAACAGCCGACAAAUCUCACCUCUCAGUACGUCAGGGAAUGUUUCGCCAACUUCCCCAAAGACCCUCACUCGUCAAAUCCGCCCGCUGUAUAUGCCGGCGGCCCUCAGGCCGAACCAGUACGCAUCCAAGCCGCCGACGUCGAGGCCCAGUUCCAAAGACGAGGAGAUUGAGGAGGAGCGCAAGUUGAAACCAACCACCAGCUAUAUCGGACGGGGUGCCCUGGGCCGAUUGAGCAGGAGAAACACUGGAGAUAGCGGCAUGUGCAUCGACCCCAACGUGAACCUGGAUCAUUAUCCCAAGCCGACCGGGGUACCGACGCGGAAGCACUGGAAGCCCGACGCAGAGUCUACGGUAUGCGAUGAUGCCAGGUGCAAGAAGAACUUCAAUUACUUCACCCGCCGUCACCACUGUCGCAGAUGCGGUAACAUCUUCUGUGACGUCCACAGCGCAUUCGAGAUCCCCUUGGACCAAGAUGCGAACUACAACCCCCGGGGAACUCCAAGCCGCGCCUGUCAGCACUGCUAUUCCCAGUUUAAGGAGUGGCGAAGCCGGGCCAACAGCCAGUCGUCGACCAGCGGUUCGUCUACCUCGGAUGGCAACACGACCAGCUCUGAGCCGGGCAGCCCGGUUCUUGCUUCCCCCAUCACCCCCUCGGGGAUUAAGAUGGGAUUCAAUCUGGGAUUGCCGAGCAUGCCCGAGGUGGCCCACAGCGUCCCUAGGGACUGGAACUGGAGCACAUUCUGA
Messenger RNA from Neurospora tetrasperma FGSC 2508, 1263 nucleotides. RefSeq lists its product as uncharacterized. Gene Ontology annotation, molecular function: metal ion binding. The record is from RefSeq and is a predicted model, not a curated record. Bases 340 to 1263 code for a protein of 307 amino acids. The transcript has 2 exons. Lineage: Eukaryota; Fungi; Ascomycota; Sordariomycetes; Sordariales; Sordariaceae.